AUGAGCUUAACAUCCUGGUUUUUGGUGAGCAGUGGAGGCACCCGCCACAGGUUGCCACGAGAAAUGAUUUUUGUUGGAAGAGAUGACUGUGAACUUAUGUUGCAGUCACGCAGUGUGGACAAGCAACAUGCUGUAGUCAACUAUGAUGCCUCUGCAGAUGAACAUUUAGUAAAAGAUUUGGGUAGUCUAAAUGGGACUUUUGUGAAUGAUGUAAGGAUCCCAGAACAGACUUAUAUCACCUUGAAACUUGAGGAUAAACUAAGAUUUGGAUAUGAUACUAAUCUUUUUACUGUAGUACGAGGUGAAAUGAGGGUUCCUGAGGAAGCCCUUAAGCAUGAGAAAUUUUCAAGUCAACUUCAGUUGUCCCAAAAAUCUUCAGAAGCAGAAUUAUCAAAAUCAGCAAGUUCCAAAAAUGUAGAAUUAAAAGUGGCAGAUGCUACAGCAGAAGUGCAACAUAAAGCUACAGAAACAUUGAAGUCUGAGGAAAAAUCCAUGGAUCUUUCUGCCAUGCCCCGUGGUACUCCUUUAUAUGGGCAGCCAUCUUGGUGGGGUGAUGAUGAGGCUGAUGAAGAAAAUGCUUUCAAACCAGAUGGGAAACCUGAAGAAAAAAUAAAUGACACUGGAGCUUCAGGGUGCAGCAUAAAUGCCAAGCAAGUUGAGGAGCAAUCAGCAACUGCAAAUGAAGAAGUGCUUUAUCCUUUCUGUAGGGAACCAAGUUAUUUUGAAAUCCCUACAAAAGAAUUCCAGCAACCAUCACAAAUAACAGAAAGCACCAUUCAUGAAAUUCCAACAAAAGACAUACAAAACUCCCAUGCAGCAGGUGCAGGGCAUGCUUCAUUUACCAUUGAAUUUGAUGAUAAUGCCCCAGGCAAAGUAACUAUUAGAGACCAUGUGACAAAAUUUACUCCUGAUCAGCGACACAAGUCAAAGAAGUCCUCUCCUUCAGGAACUCAAGACAUUCCUGGGAUUCAGACUGGAAUGAUGGCACCAGAAAAUAAAGUGGCUGACUGGCUGGCACAGAACAAUCCUCCUCGAAUGAUUUGGGAAGGAACAGAGGAGGAUUCCAAAAGUAUUAAAAGUGAUGUUCCAGUUUACUUGAAAAGGUUGAAAGGGAAUAAGCAUGAUGAUGGCACACAAAGUGAUUCAGAAAAUGCUGGAGUACACAGACAUUGUAGCAAGCGAGCAGUACUGGAGGAACAUUUAAGGCAUCACCACUCAGAACAGAAAAGGCUACAUCAGAAGGCCCAGUCUGUAGAAAAACAUCAAGAGCAAGUCGUUACUAGCUCUGCACGUCACAGAGCAGGGCAUGGUGUUCUACAUGGGAAACUAUUAAAACAGAAAUCAGAAGAGCCAUCAGUGCCCUUCCUACAAGCAUCAUUGUUAAGAAGUUCAGGCAGUCUUGGGCAUAGACCAAGCCAAGAGAUGGAUAAAAAGUUAAAAAUUCCGUCUGCUUCUGAAAAGGACAAUGAUGAUGACCAAAGUGACAAGGGCACCUACACCAUUGAACUGGAAAAUCCAAACAGUGAAGAAGUAGAAGCUCGGAAAAUGAUUGACAAGGUCUUUGGAGUAGAUGACGGUCAGGAUUAUAAUAGGCCUGUUAUCAAUGAAAACCAGAAAGAUUUAAUAAAAGAUUGGGCUCUGAAUUCUGCUGCAGUAGUAACAGAAGAAAAAAAAACACUGAUUACAUCUGGAUUUCUUGAUUCUGAGGUGAUGGAGAUGAAAUCUUUGAAAUCCUAUGGCAUGUCUACAUAUGAUGAUUUAAAUUCAAGAUGGAGGCGCUUUCCUACUGAUUAUGCUUCCACCUCAGAAGAUGAAUUUGGAUCAAACCGUAAUUCCCCUAAACAUACCCGUCUGCGUACUUCUCCAGCCCUGAAAACCUCUCGACUGCCGAGCACUGGUACAGCCACGCACACUAGCUCUUCAUUCAAGCAUCGAAUUAAAGAGCAGGAAGACUACAUUCGAGAUUGGACUGCUCACCGAGAAGAAAUAGCCAGGAUCAGCCAAGAUCUGGCUCUCAUUGCUCGAGAAAUCAAUGAUGUAGCAGGAGAGAUCGACUCCGUGACUUCAUCGGGCACUGCCCCUAGUACCACAGUAAGCACUGCCGCCACCACCCCUGGUUCUGCCAUAGACACUAGAGAAGAGUUGGUUGAUCGUGUGUUUGAUGAAAGCCUCAACUUCCGAAAAAUCCCUCCUUUAGUUCAUUCUAAACCAUCAGAAGGGAAUAGUAGGCCUAAUGAUUCCAAAACUCAACAAACAGAGACUCCAGAACAUUUAACAAUUACAAGGCGGAGAACAUGGAGCAGAGAUGAAGUGAUGGGAGACAAUCUAUUAUUGUCAUCAGUCUUUCAGUUCUCUCGGAAGAUAAGACAAUCUAUAGACAAGACAGCUGGAAAGAUCAGAAUAUUAUUUAAAGACAAAGAUCGAAAUUGGGAAGAAAUAGAGACAAAGUUAAGAGCUGAAAGUGAAGUUCCUAUUGUGAAAACUUCAAGCAUGGAGAUUUCUUCCAUCUUGCAGGAGCUGAAAAGAGUUGAAAAGCAAUUGCAAGUGAUCAAUGUUAUGAUUGACCCAGAUGGAACUUUGGAAGCACUGAACAACUUGGGAUUCCCCACUGCUGUCUUACCAACCCAGCCAAAACAGAAGUCUAGUCCUGAAAGUAACCAUGAAGACCCAGUUCAGAAUUCGCCCAUUUGCCAGCCAGAAACUAGGGCUCUCCGUCCUACUGACAUCUCAGUCUCGGCUGAAUUUCACAAUGUGGAAUCUGAGGCCGAUUUCAGUAUACAUUUCAACAGAUUCAACCCAGAAGGGGAAGAAGAGGAUGUUACUGUACAUGAAUGACUUAUUCUUUAUUAUUUUAAAAAAUUUCUUAAAUGUGGAAAGCCUAGGACUAUUGAAAGGGUCAUGAUGCUGAUUUAUUCAAAACAAAAUAGCUUGGUCAACUGCAGUGUGGUCAUGCUUGUGUUCUUUAUCAGGAAUGCUUGGACUGUCAUGUUAAUCCCUUCAGAACCAUUAAGAUAGCCAUUCAUACAGAGGAGGAAAAGCAGGUCAUGGCAGCUUUGCUCUUGAUGGUUGUUGUGUGUUUUGCACACAGAAUUAAAAUUGCUGCCUUUCCCUUCUUAGAUCUUGUUUUGUUUUGUUUUUUCAAUCCCUGAUGUGACCUACAAGCAGACUUCCAUACAAUGUAUCUGAAACCCCAAGUCUCCCAUGUCAAGCUGCCCUCUGAAAUGGACUUCUCUUCAGUUUGUACAGAUUUCUUAAACAGUUAUAUUUGUUUCUGAAUAUUAGAAUUUCUAUUAGGAUACAAUACCUUUGGGUACAAUGACACAUUACUGUUCACAGUAAGACAGACAUUGCAAUGCUUUCAUUCUUGUGUCCCAAACUUUUCCAACAGUUAUGUGAUUUAUAUAACUUGGUUGCUACAUAGAUUGUCCUAAGAUUUACAAAGUUUAACUAUUAUGUUUGCACUAAGAAUUUGACGGGAGUGGUAGGUGGACAUGUCUGCAUAUCCAUAAGGACUACCCAAUCUUUUUAUGUACAUAGAUAAUACUGCCUUUGUUUUAACCCACAGUGUUUCACUCCACUUUCUGAAAACUCAAUUUGGCACUUUUCUCUCUCUUUUUUUUUUUUUAAUGAAAGUAGAAAGGUUUCAUCCACUUCAGGCCAGGAGGCUAUUGGAAUGAUAAAAACAAGUUUAAACAGAUAGGUGGAGUAUAUUUUUAAAGAGAAGAACAUGUAUAUUGGUGCAAAUAAACUCUCCGGUGUUACCAAGUUUCUAUGUGACAGUUUUUAAAAAUUUCUCUUGGAAUGAUCAUGAAGUAUGAAAUUCUUCUUUAGGACUUGAAGAACCAAUAGGCAUAACUUAGAAUCGAUAGUCUCACUCCCAAGCACAUAAAUAGCUUCUGUAUGUUUCCCUGUAGACUCGAUAGCAAAUCCCUGUCUCUCCUCUAUACAUUUAUAAGAACUCGGGAAGACAACUACUAACAUAGGCUUUUGAUUAAAACCACUGAAUAGAAAGUCUGUGAAAAUCUCCUAUAUAAACUCACUUUCCUUUUGUCAUCCCAGUAAGGUAAUAUUUGGGUAUGUUUAAAAAAAAAAAAAGUAAAUGACCUUGUAUUUCCAGAACACUAUAAUUUGGAGAAAUCUUAAUUCUGUUAAAUAUAACUAGUAGGCUUGAAUUUUCCCUUGAUUAUAUCAGUCUCUAAAGGUUAAAAAUACAAUUUUUGCAGCUUUUAUGAAAUGGUCUUUAAUAUUUAAGCAAUAAUUCUAUACUAUAAUUGUUUAAGAAAAAUACUAAGUCUGUGCAUUUUAAAACUACAGGAUUACUGAAGUCUUGUAAAGUUGGACCAAGUAAUAAAAAAUGCAAAAACCAUUUUUGUAGAGAUGUAAAAAAAAUCUGUUGUAUAAUGGAUCUCAUAUUUUUCUUUAAAUCUAAAAAAAAGAAUAUUCUUCAUAUAAGUCUAAAUUCCCCACUCUAUCAAAAGAAGUCUCAGAAUGGUUUUAGAAAAAAUGAAAGGAAGGAUUGAAGUAGUUCAAAAGAAUAAGGAAUACAUUAAAACACAAGUCAGUCCUCAUUAAAAAAAUAAAGAUUCAUCCAAAUAAUCACCCUCAUUCCUUCUUUUCCUCAGUGUUUGGGUACGGAAUUUAACCAUAUGGAAGUGAAAGGGUAAGACAUUACUUAGAAAAUUAUUACUCUGUAGAAUUGUCUCACAAGAUUUUUUUUCAAGAGUUUACACAUUUUUGUUCAGUGAUAAGCAUUUGGCCUUUUACUAUGUUAUUAUUUUGUAUGAACACAUUAUUCUCCUUAUUUAUUUUUGUUACAUUUAUUACCUAUGUUAUUUUGUUAUGCAUUUACAGCUCCAUUUUUAAAUAAAGUGUUUCUGGAACUUUA
Messenger RNA from Gracilinanus agilis (Agile Gracile Mouse Opossum), 4885 nucleotides. RefSeq names its product centrosomal protein 170 (gene CEP170). Gene Ontology annotation, cellular component: centriole. Gene Ontology annotation, molecular function: protein binding. The coding region runs from base 1 to 2835 and encodes 944 amino acids. The transcript has 18 exons. The record is from RefSeq and is a predicted model, not a curated record. Lineage: Eukaryota; Metazoa; Chordata; Mammalia; Didelphimorphia; Didelphidae.